Molecule: messenger RNA, 1257 nt
Organism: Stylonychia lemnae
Lineage: Eukaryota; Ciliophora; Spirotrichea; Sporadotrichida; Oxytrichidae
Source: the annotation of a GenBank genome assembly
AUGGGAAGAUGUCACAGGUCCUCUGAAAGCGAAGGAGCUCUAGAAAUAAGUUAUGAAGGGGGCAAGGUAUUAUUGAAAAUAGCAAAAAAUCAGUUAAAUAAAAUAAAAAUUAAACCUACUCGUCAAACUCAAAUAAUCAAUAAUUUCCACGAGAUUAUUAGCAUAAUCAAAGAACAAUCACACUAAAGGACUCUCAGCCACUAGUAGUCUCUCCCUGACCUACUACUCAAGUAGAUCAACAGCCAAGAAGAUGCUUCUAUUGAUAUGCACGAGGUGAAAUCUGCUUCUGAUAUGAAAAGAAGUACAAAAUGUUCAAGUGAUGAUCAGAUGUCUGACAGACACUUGAUUAGAAUCUAAUUAAGUGCACAAUCUAAAGAAAGAGACGUGCAGAGCUCAGAAAACUCAACAUCGUCUCUGGAGGCUUCAACCUAGAUAGACACCUCAACAAAGAUCAGAUUAAACCCAGUUAUAGGUCUAGUCAAUCACCAUUCAUUAACCCCUAUCAACUCCUUAUAGAAUAUCACAUCGGCAGCAGAUAUAGACAAAACUGUAAAAAUCAAUGCCUUGGAAGCUGAUUUGAAGUCUAAGCCUCACCUUUAGAACAUAGCUCACCAAGGAGAUCUUAGUAUCCACAUGGGUGAUCGCAAGGAUUAUCUACCACUUAGAUUAAAUGAAAAACAGGACACACAGGAUCUUUGGACGAACUAUGUAUAUAUUUCCUACAAAGCAGAAUGGGAGGGAAUGAUUUUAAGUGAUCAUUUUUUGUGGCCUAAGGUCAAUAAGUCUGUUCAUGACAUGAAAGUAUUUGCAGUUGGACUUUGCAAAUCAUAUAGCAUUUGUGAUUUAGAGAGAAUUAGAUUUGAGGGACUAAGAAUUCGAUUUAAUCUAAUUUGCUUAAGAUAACCUAUAUUGUAAAACUAAUCAAAUUUUAAAAGAUUUUCUCUAGGGCCUUCAAUAAACAAUAGGAUGGGCUAAGAGCAUCUAGUAGAAAUUAGUUUGGAUAUUAGCUGGGACAAAUGGUGCUUGAAAGAUCAAUUUACUUGGGAUAUAUCAAAUCCUGAUAACAGUCCAGAGGACUUUGCCUCCCAAUUAGUCAAUGAUCUUUAACUACCCACAAUUUUCUCCACUUUGGUAUCCCUGUAAAUAAGAAGAUAGAUCCAGAAUUAUGCUUUAAAAUGCGCAUAAGCAUUUAAGGAAAACGCGGCAAAGAGUACUCAAUUUGAGAUGCCUGUCACUUGGACUAAAAUAAAUAAUUGA